Culicoides brevitarsis is the source of this 13232-nucleotide messenger RNA. It is a transcript of the gene Vps13D, whose product is annotated as intermembrane lipid transfer protein Vps13D. Bases 253 to 12987 code for a protein of 4244 amino acids. The transcript is spliced from 11 exons. Lineage: Eukaryota; Metazoa; Arthropoda; Insecta; Diptera; Ceratopogonidae. Gene Ontology annotation, molecular function: protein binding. The record is from RefSeq and is a predicted model, not a curated record. Gene Ontology annotation, cellular component: extrinsic component of membrane. Gene Ontology annotation, biological process: protein targeting to vacuole; protein retention in Golgi apparatus; mitochondrion organization.
GACAAAAACAAUCGAGAAAUCGCGUGAAUUUUGCUCGUUUUUUGCUAUUUAAAGCCCGAAUUUAGCGGAAAUUUCGUCAAAAACGCAUUUUCGAGCACUCGGUGCAUCGCGUUCGCAUCAAAUUCAUCAAAAUUACUUGUGAUAAAGCGCCCAACUCUGUUAUUUCGCAUCACGUAAUUCCCAGAGUCCAAUGUUUCAGCAAUUUCUCGCCUCUGAACGACAUUUCUGGCAGGCAACGCAGCAAUUUGAGAAAUGUUACGCGAACUAAUCGCCUGGGUACUGAACAAUUAUCUGGGCAAAUAUGUGGAAAAUCUAAAUACAGCGCAAUUAUCUGUCGCACUGCUUUCGGGCGAAGUCGAAUUAGAAAAUUUACCUUUAAGACCGGAUGCUUUACGUCAUCUCGGACUCCCGCUGAAGAUCCAAAGUGGCUCAAUUGGCAAAGUAAAGUUGCAAAUUCCUGUCACAGCGUUUCGUACAGCGCCAUGGUGCAUCCAAAUCGAGCAAAUUUACGUCAUUUGCGGACCCUUGAACCUCGACGAAUGGGAUGGCGAACAAGAACAUCAAGCCGACUUGGAUUACAAGUUGUCCAGUCUCGAUAGUUUGGAGGCACGAUGGCGUGCACAUCUCGAAGCAGGUGCCUCAGGCAGUUAUUAUGCGUCCUCGUACAGUGGUUGGUUGAGUUACGGAUCGUCGCUCGUGACAAAUAUCGUCGAAAAUCUCCAACUUAAGAUCAAUGAUGUGCAUUUUCGAUAUGAGGAUACAAUUACUGUGGAAAAUUGUCGAUUUGCUUGCGGUGUGACAAUUGAAUCGCUUACCGCGGAAUCCUGUGAUAACAAUUGGGCAUCGAGUUUCAAUACGAACCAACAAUUGUCCUUUAAAUUAGUGGAAUUGAAUGCGUUGUCGCUGUAUUGGGAUCCGCUGAUACACGAUGAGACGUUGAGUGAAACGAAUUCCAAGGAGCUUGCCGAUGUUUUGUCCCAUAUUAAGUUUCAGCAUGAGUAUAUUAUUCAACCGGUGAGUGCGCAGGCGAAAUUUAAGCGCGAUCGGAGCGUUUCCGCGUUACGCACACGCAAUCGCCCACGACUCACGUGUGACCUUGUGUGGAAUGAAAUUGCAAUAUCGCUGAGUGAUAAACAAUACCGUCAAAUGGUUGAAUGCGUACGUGGUUUGGAUGACAUAUCAAAAUACCGCCGGUUUCGUUUGUUGCGUCCUUUAGUGCCCGUUAGCGAGAAUCGCAAGGCAUGGUGGUUGUAUGCGGCGCAAUGUCAUGGUCUUUUAAAAUACAUCAACUGUGAUCCCAGUAGAAUUGCCAAAGAAAAUCUCAAGUACAUCAAUAUUUAUACGAAAAUUCUUGCAAACCCAAACGAAACGUUGUCGCCCGAGAACAAAGAAUUCAAAGACUCCGUCGAGAGCGAACGAAAUUACGAGGAAUUGAAACUUUUGCGGGAGAUUUGCAUGUUGAACCAACAACCAGUGAUAAAUGUGCAAGCAAAACGACAGGAAAACGCCUCGAAGGGACGUUCAAUGUUGCUUCAAUGGUUUCCUCAGAUGUGGUAUGGCAAACAAACGACUGACGAAAGUAUCACGGAAGACAAUUUACUCGCACUUGACGACUCAAGAGGCUUGGAUGACACGAAAGAAACGAUCGAAGAUGAAAUUUUGAAUGCAUUGGCGGAUUCUGUGGAAAACGAUUCGAUUUUGAAACGAGAUGCGGUCUUUGGAAAAUUUGAAUUUACCUUGAAAAAGGGCACUUUGGAUAUUUGUAGCGGCGGAUUUGGCUCUGAAUUGACGCCAAUGUUGCAAUUGCAGUUCGAAAAUUUGAUUUUGAGUGUCGAAAGUCGUCCUCGAUCCGGAUCACAUUUUCUCGGUUUGAGUCUCGGAUCGAUUUUACUCAAAGAUCGGAUAACGCCAAAUUCAGAAUUUCCGGAUUUAAUAAAACCGCAAGUGAAAGAUGAAAUGUUAAGUCGUACGAAAUCAGGAAGUGUGAGAAAAACACAAAAUAACUCGACGGAGCCUCUUUUUCAGCUGGAAUACGAAAAACGACCUUUGGCAUUAGUUGCUGACUAUCGUUUGCUCAUAAAAUCCCAAUCGCUGGAUAUCGUGUACAACGUUGGCGCCGCAAAAUGGUUACUUGACUUCGUUUCGCGCCCGCAUCAAAUGUCAGAAGCACGAAAAAAGAUCGAAGCAAUGAAAAAUAAGACAAAAAAAGAAAUUAUGAAGAAUUGGGAGCAAAUUCUCAAAGGUCACUUGAGUCAACGGAAGCAAUGGGCAUUCGAAAUUGACAUUUCGGCGCCGCAAAUCAUCUUUGUCGAAAAUUUCGCGGAUAAAAGUGGAAGUUCAAUUGUCGUUGUUGAUUUCGGAAGACUGCAAUUGACGAAUAAUGUCGUUACGCAACGCACAAAUGGUCGAACGAAUGGCGUUGUGCAAGAUGUUUCCAUCAAAAGUCCCGGCGGAAUUGAGAGCGAUGAUGAAUCUGACAUGUUUUUGACGCCUUGCUCGACGCCGCCCGGUUCAGAGACAAGUAAUUCACCGACUUUGGUGUCGGCAGCCUCAGAUCCGUUGUCGAAUUCGGAAACGUUGAAUGUGAUGGAUGACAUUAAUGAGGGAAAUUUGAUGGAUAAACUGUAUGAACGGUACAAUUUGGAUUUGACAGAUUUGCAAGUGCUCGUUUGCAAAGGAAAGGAACGAUGGAAUUUCGCGAGUGCAAAAGGAACGUCGACGUUGCAUGUGUUGGAUCGAUUCAAUAUUUCAUUACAAAUCGAACGUCGAAUCCUUCACACAACAGAUCCGCAAUAUCCCAGUUUGACACUUUUGGGUCGUCUCCCUCGUCUAAAUGUGCACGUGAACGAAAAUAAAAUUGCAGCAUUGACACACAUGUUCAACAUCAUCACGCGAAACAGUGUUUUCGAUUCGCCCAUGAAGUCAAAUAUCGAACAUCCCUUGUUGGAAUCGUUAAGUCAAGAAUCGCACGACGAAGACACUUUCGCCGAAGAGAUGAGUCAUCGCGAAUCCAAUAAACUCGUGAUAAUGCAAUUUUCCGUCGAUCAAAUGUCUCUCGAAGUCCAAAGCAGAGGUCGAAGUAUUGCCGAAUUGCAAGUUACGGGAGUUCGUGCUGGUUUGACGCAAAGAGCGCAUGAAACAAAUGUCUCGUUGAGCGUUCACGGAUUGUUGCUUGUCGAUGCAAUUCAAUCAUUUGGUCCGGAUUUCGAACUUUUGAUCGCAAGUCAUCGACACGUGGGCAUGGAUAGCGUUUCGGGCAGUUUGAGACAUAGCGAGCCAUGUUCUCCGUGCAGUCCAGGAUCGCCUGAUCCGAAUCAAAUGGAAGAUCGGAGACCAACGAGCCCGAUGUCAAUUCAUAAAGCGUUGAGUAGCUUGACAAGAGCUUCGUCUCCUUAUAAUAACUCAACAAUUGGCGCGAUGGAUGACUUAGAUGCGUUAAUUGUGGUCGACAUUCAAUUUAUUGAUGGAACGGGACUCAACGACGACGUUUCUCAUCAAAUUGCCAACAUUCAGUUUAAUAAUUUGGAUAUUAUUGCAAAUCAAGAAACCAUCGUCGAAUUAAUUGGAUUCGCCAACCGCGUUUUCCCCAAAAGUCGCAAACACUCAAACAUCGUGCCCCGUUUCCAACCUGAUUCAAGUCAACUAGACGACUCGUCGUUAGAAAUCAACCAACAAGAAGCCCCAUCGAAUCCCGUUCGCACGGAAAUCACUUUUGACUUUCACCGCUUGAAUAUUCUCAUCUUGCGAGCUUACAUGCGUGAUAAUUAUUUGGUUGCUCGCAAAGUUGGGACCUUGACGUUGUGCGAAGCGAAGAUAAAUGCAACUUUAUCAGAUACUGUCGAAGUCACCGGAUCCCUUGGAGGCUUACAAAUUCUGGAUUUAACACCCGAAGGCGUGAAUCAUCAACGAAUUUUGUCUGUUGGAAAGGAUCCUUUGACAGAUCCGCCGCCUGUUGAUACGCACGAUGACUUAUUAGCAUCUUUGACGAACGAAGUUUAUCGCGGAAGCGGAAAUGGCAACAAAAUGGAACCGCUGAAGGAGAAACAAGCGUUAUCUUUUGCUAUUACGCGUGACAUUAACAUGUGCAUCGAUGUCAAAGUUCGCAUGGCUUCUGUUUGGUACAUCCAUUGUGCGCGAUUUUUGCAAGAAUUGACAUGGUGCGCCACGGAAUUCAAGCAAUAUCUGAAAACUUUGGCGAAAUCAAUCAAAGAAAAGGCUGCCGAUAUGGCUUUGGGUCUUGUUCAACCGAGAGCUGAUAGCACAAGUACCCCCAUGAAAAGCGCAGAAUUUAUUAAUUCACCUCGGUUACAAAGACGCUUGAGAACGAUGUCGAUGAAUCGCACUCCCGGCGAAAUUUUCAGCAAUAACAACUUGAAAUACGAGAUAAAAGUCGACGUUGUACUCGAAACUCCCGUGUUAGUGCUCCCGCGGAACAGUAGCAGCCCACAAGUGUUUGUCGCACAUCUGGGUAGAAUUUCAAUAACGAACUGUGAUAAAGAAAAGACAAUAGCGAAUGAUGCGAUUUCUGUUAAAAGUGACGAUUUUUUGAAAGAAAACUUGAAAAACAGCACAAGCACGGAAAUGUUCGACAUGGAUUUCGAUCCGGGCGACGUAAAAAGCGAUGAUGGCGACGAAAGUACCAAAGUUGAGACAAUUGAUAAUUUGGAAAGUUACGCUUUGGAGAUAAAAAACAUGAAUUUAUACUCACUCGAUACCACAAACCGUAAAGGAUUUCGUCUUUCAGCGUUGCCCAGAGCUGAAGACUUUUAUUCUUGUCAAGCGGAUGCGAUUCCAAUUCUGCAUGACACGGCAAUAAGACUUACAAUCGCUCGGGAUUUGGAAACUUCCUUCGAUUUGAACGCAGAUUCCGUGAUGGAGAGCAAAGAUGUCUUAAAUAUCGUUGGUUCGGUCGUAAAUCCUCUUCGUGUAUCGCUGACGAGACAAAGUUACGAACAACUACUCGAAACAAUCGAUAAUAUCUUCAAAGUCCCGCCGGAUUUGGCGAAACCUCCUUCAGAUAAUGUGCUGGAAUGUAACAAAAGUAAGCUGGAUAAUAUCCAUGAGGAACUGGAUGAACCUGAUUUGGCCUAUAAACGACGAUUGUUCAACCAACCGAGCGUUUCGGACCAAAAACCGAGUUUACAACCGAAAAUUUUGUUCGAACUACCAAUUUUGAUCAUCGAAUUGAAUAAUGAUAAAAAUAAUCCGUUAAUAGAAAUUGCUUUGAGGGAAUUUUGCGUGAAUUAUGAGCAAAAAAAUUCGUUUGAAACAGCGAUUCAGGUGUCUUUGCGCUCCGUUCAGAUGGAAGACUUGUUACGGGAUAAAGAAUCGAACCAAAGAAUCAUGGUUGCCUCGUCGACGCAGGAUGCCAAUGGUGAUCGCUUUUAUUCGUCGUACGCUUCUUACUCGUGUCCCGAUUUAGCGGCUUUAAUUCAUCCCCGGGAAGAAAUGGGAUAUUCCCUCCCAGAUAAACUUGACAAUACUUGCCCGUUUCCCACGUCGCAAAAGCAACAACAACAAAUUAAGCCUGUUUGUCCCGAUACGCCGCCGCCAUCGCCGCAGCCAAAAUCCCGCGAAGAUAAUCUCGUCAUCUACAACUCGACUUUGGUGAAUCCCGAAGCUCCGAAUUUCCACACGUACUUUCAUUCGCUGCGUCAAAGCAGCUCAAUUGACUUCAAUAGUCUCGAUUUAGUCAUUUCCGUGCAAAGUUGGUUUGUGCUCCUAAACUUUUUUGGUCUCAUGUCUGACGAUAAUUACAACGAACAAAAAUCCCCGGUGAAAACGGAACAAGAAGAUGCUCAAUUAUCAACGGAAAACACGAAAUUAGACGUUUCCGUGAGAAGUUUGAAUCUCGUGCUCAUGAACGAUGACUACGAAAUGGCAAAAGCGAAUGUUUCGAACGCGCAUUUCCUGAUUGCCAAACAUGAACUGAACAAAACCAUCGAAGGGCGUCUCGGAUCGAUUUAUUUGAACGAUUUGACGUCACAUGGGUCAGUUUAUAAAGAGCGGUUUAUGACGAGCGGCAAUGAAGCACUCAAUUUUGUGUAUAAAUCGGAUAAUAACAGACAUCGGGAGGACUUGGAUCCGGAUGCGACGCUCAAAAUUCAGAUGUCAUCCGUGAAAUAUGUGCACACGAAACGAUUUGUGGCGGAAAUUCAAAAGUUUUUCAGGGAUUUUUCGCAGUUGCAGACGCCUGUGAUUCGGAAGAUCAAGACUUCAGACUCGCUGUAUAAUUUGCAACAAAAGCCGAUGAAACUGGCGUUGGAGAUAAAUGCUGGAUCGCCAAUCAUUUUAUUGCCGCUCUGUGCCAAAAGUGACCAAAUUAUUGUCGGAGAUCUCGGAGAAUUUUCACUUUAUAAUAAAUUUUGUCUCACUGGCGAUGAUUUUACAAUCAGCAAACACAAAGAAAACUCAUCAAUCCGAGAGCUGUUGGAUGUCAUGACAGUUUAUUUGGUUCACACGGAUAUCUUUACGGGCACGCGUUGUCCCAAAAGCGUCGACAAUCCCCAACAACCGAUUCCCGGAGUGUCUCUCGACAUGGGAAGUUACCUCUUGAUGAAAAAUGGCCCAAGUUUACUCAAAGACAAGUGUCACUUGACGCUUCAGGUCGAACGAAAUUUGGAUACUUGGCGUUCGCACAACAUUCCUGACAUCAGUGUACAUGGCACAUUAUCAAAAUUGGAAGCAGAACUCGAUUUAGAGCAAUACAAACUCAUCCGAGGCUUUUUGAGCUUCAAUCUGGGCGAACCAAUCGACGAUUUGUACGAACAAAGUUGCGAAAUAUUCGACUCACGCAUGAGUUUGCUCGAGCAAGAGCAGAAAAAGCACGAAAAUGUUUUCACAAAUUUAUCCAUAACUUUAGAGUUGCAAGACGUUUCGGUGAGAUUAAAACUCCCAACAUCAAUAGCGAUUGCGGAACCGCCUCACAUCCAACAUGCAUUUGCAACGCCCUUAGCUUGCAUCAAUUUCAUCAAAAGCACGUUAAUUGUCGACUCGUUCAGCGACGGAAGUCAAGACAUCGAUUUAGUGUCAAAGGAAAUUCUAAUAAUGGAUUCGCGGGACUCGUAUCACGCCGAAGACGCCAAACGGAACGUUUUCACGACAAUUUUACAACCAAUUAAUUUUCGACGGGGCACGGAUUUAGUGCAGGCGGAGGUUCACAGCCGGAAAAGAAAUGAUCACACAAAAUUCACAAUUCUACUGAACAACAUGCGAUUAAUGGCGAUCCUAGAUUGGCUUGAAACAGUUCGAGAUUAUCUCGCACAAUCCGCUGAACCGCCGCAAGAAGUCAUUUUUAGUCAAUCCAAGCCGCAGGAAAGCAACGAAGGAGCUGCUGCAGUCGAAAACAUGGAGCUAAAAUUAAAUAUCACGGAUUCUGAGCUCGUUGUCGUCGAAAAUACGAAUCAAUGGGACACGAACGCUGUCAUUUUGAAAAGUACCACUGUUGUCUCAUACCGCCCGACAGAUUCGAACAAAAUUAUUUCCCUCAACUUGAAUAAUUUGGAAGUUUUUUCGUGUAUUUUGGGACUUGAGGAAGAUACGGCGCUGUCAAUUAUUGAUCCCGUCACUAUCAACUUGGAUUUACGGAAAGGUGUCUUAGAUGCACACAUGCAAAAACAACUGAUCAUCCGUUUGUCAUAUCAUGAUGUCAAAAUGUUCACACGGAUUUUUCAAUCUCUCAAGCAACAACUCGAAAACGCCCAAAAUAUCUCAAAAAGUCAAAAAGAGACGUCAGAAAAGCUUCAAAAUCCACGCGAAACGUCGUCAAUUCCCAAUCAAUCCGUCCUGAAAUUAGUUUCGCUCGGAUUUCACAUCUCCGAUUGUCUCGCGGCACUGGAAAAAUGCGAUAAUCAACUCGACGAAGCUGCUUUGUGGCUCACACAGAAUGCGGAACCCGUAAAAAUGGCUGCUUUAGCAACACCGAAGCACAUGCCAAACCCCUUAGACAUCCUGGAAGUCGAAAUAAAGGCAAAUUGCAUCAGCAUCACUGUCAUUGACGAUUGCAAAGAUGCCGAUGUCCCACUUUUAGAACUUUCUUUGAGCAAUAUUUCGUUGCGGCAGGAGUUGGGAUCGAAAAUUCAUCACGAAAACUCGUCGUUAUUAGCUUCGAGCAUUAUUGGACCGGGAAGAUUCAAAGCGGGGCACUUAAAAGCGAUAAUUGGAAGUGAUUAUUACAAUCGGGAGCUCAGCGGAUAUGAACCGCUAAUUGAACCUUGGAAAUGUGAGGCUUUAUGGAGUUAUAGUUAUGCCCACGCGAACAGCCAAGAUGAUCGAUUGCACUUGAAAAUCAUCAGCAGCGAGGUUUUACGAACGAAUUUGUCAAGUACAGCGAUGGAAUUGUACCAAAUGGUUCGCGAUAACUGGACUCAGGAUUAUUAUUCCUCUGAAAGUAACGAACGACAAGUUCAGAGUCCAACAAGUGGGAAUUUCAGGAGACGAGUCCCUUUCAUCCCGUUUGCUUUGAAAAACGAUACGGGGAUGAAAAUGUGGUAUUCGAAGUUGGUAACAGCGCCCGGCGUCGCUACAAAUUCAAAUAUUUCGCGUUUUGAGCAAGGCAGAUGGGUCUUAAUUGAGCCGGGAGCUUUGGUUCAUUUUUCUUUUGAGUCCUCGACGAAGCAGAGACAUCAGGAUUCGCAUAAAAUGAACUUGCAUCAAAUCGCGGUGCGUGUCGAAGGUUACAAUGACGUGGGUCCCGUGAGUGUCGACAAGGUUGGAGUUUACUUCAGACAUGCCAGACCCGAUUAUUCGGAGGAAUUUGGGGAUUUGCCGAGGGCAAGAAUCGUUUUUGCCGUCACCAUGGAAGGAUCGGCGCAGAAACUCAUCACAGUUCGUUCCUCGUUGCGACUUCAAAAUCGCCUCGACAAUCCAAUUUUGCUGAAAAUGGACAAUCUUUAUGGUUAUUUGAAUGUGCGGAAUUGGCCAGAGUCGAAAACUGUCAUUGUUCCUUCCAACGAAAUUUAUAAUGUGCCUCUUAGUCAUGUGCAUGCCUUUCUUUAUGUCAAACCUCUGAACCCGAAUAUCGAUUUUACGGAGCAACAAGUUCAAGUUCAACGCGAUACUUCGGAAACGGGUCGUGUUCAAUUCGAUGGAAACGAAUAUUGGAACAAAUAUGAGGCUUGGUUGGCGCGAAAUGCGAAUAAUUCGCAGUCAACGAACAAUUAUCAGUUCAUCGAACGGGGGAUUCAUUGGAAAGAUGUCGUCGAAAUGGGCGAAAUUUCGCAAGAAUUGAAGCAAUGCGGAGCGAAUCGCGAUAAAUUUUACAGAUUUGUCGUCGCGAUCAAGAAAGAAGCUUUUCCGUCGAAGGAAAAUAGUCUCUUACCUGGGCAUACGAUCACUCUGAACCCUCCGCUGAGGUUGCAUAACUUGCUUCCAUGCGAACUUCUCUACAAAUUGCCAACCCAAAGUCACGGGAGAAUCGGACAAAGUCGUACAGCGAGCAUUUAUGAGAUAGAUUUGGAAAAAGGAGUCGAACUUUAUAUCACACUCGAUGGAUAUCCGGGUUCGGGAACGCUUUCGAUACCAAUUGUGCAGUUGGGAACUGUCGAAAUGGAUUUGAAACUCACCGACGUCAAUGGCAGAGUGUUGAUGCUCAAUGCGAAUGUUACAGUGACGAAAGGACAAGGCGUGCAAAUUUACAUCAGUGCACCAUUUUGGCUCGUUAACAAAACCGCGUUGCCGUUAAUCUUCAGGCAAGAGGGAGUGCAUCAAGAAAGUGCCGGGCAAUAUGCGGAAAAUGAACAAGCGAGAAUGGUUUCGCCUUUUAUCUUUUCGUAUUCGGACCCAGAUUCGCAUCAAGCUUUGGUUGUGAGGUUGGGAAAACGUUAUGGAUUGACGAAUCCGUGGAGUCAACCAUUUACAUUGACAAAAGACAUUUUACAUCGACACUUGAAGGCAAGUUUUUCGAGCGAAUCUUUCGUCAUCGGUAUCGAAGUGCGUCGCGGAAAAGGAAAAUAUGCACAAACAACUGUCGUAACGUUCUCUCCGCGAUUCCAAUUGUACAACAGAAGCUCCUACAAACUUCAAUUCGCUCAAUUAUGUUACGCAACAACUCUUACUGAUCCUCUUGCUCGUCAAACAUUCAUCGAUGCUUUGCCCGGUUCACACACGCCCUUCCAUUGGCCCAAAUUAGAUAAAGAUCAAAAAUUAUGCGUUCGCUUGCCCGAAAUCCCGGAUUGUUUAUGGUCUGGCGGCAUUCCCAUUUACGAAAAUCAAAGUUUGUACAUCAAUAUUCGCAACAUCAAUGGCGGAAUGCAUUUUUUGAGGCUCGAAACUGUCCUGCAAGGCGCCACGUACUAUUUGGUAUUCACAAAUGCCGAAUCUCUCCCGCCGCCCAUCCGAAUCGACAAUUAUUCGGAAGUUCCCAUCAAGUUUUAUCAACCAAAAACGCGUCAUCAGUUGAAAUCGAGCGUUCGAGCGCAUUCCGCAAUCGCUUAUGUACUCGACGAACCCGACGGAAAACAAGCAAUUCAAAUCGAAGCACCCGGAAAUGACACGUGUCAAUGUCCUUUGAUCGGAUUUGAGGAUCAACGAUUGACUUAUGAGAAUUUUAUUUACAUCGCCUUCAGUCAAACCUUCGAAAAUGUCCCGACUUUCGAUAAUGACAUCACGAAUUUCGAUGUGAAAGCGUCACAAUUGGUUCUUGGCGUCAUCGAUAAACGCGUUGUGCUCGUAAAAAAGCAACCGGGAGAUCGUUCACAACUGUGGCGCAUGAAUAACGAGAAGCAAUUGGAGCACGAAGGCUCAUCGCCGCCUGCUGAACCGGGAAAACCAGGACAACAACGUCUCGUUUUGGAUCUCGAGAGACCUCCGCAACCCAUGGGCUACGUAAAUCUAAUUGUAGCUCCAGCAAAUCCGCAACGACGCUUCACCCAAACGUGGAAUUUCACGGAUGACGGGCGCCUGAUGUGCGAACACUCGAAUUUGUGCGUUCAAGCAAGGGGCGGUUUUUACGGAUUGCGUCCCGGAGUCGAUGCCUGCCUUGGAAUGAUUGUGUGCGACAGUAAAGUCUUGAAUGCGAUGGGAGUUCCUUUCGAACAAGCGAUAGAAAGACAAAAAUUGCGUCCCGGAUCAGGAUGUUUGUCGGUUCGGUUCAAAAUGGAUGGUCCAAUUAAGACAAUCGAGAUCAAAGAUGUGAAGCAAAUGACAAAUUCGACUUUAGAAUUUGAUCCUUCAUGGAAACACGUCUCACAAAACAUCCCGAACUCGAAUACGUUGCAAGGAACGGAGACCUUAACGUCAAAGAGUGUCAGUGAAUUGCAUGUGAAUGUCACUCUGGAUCGCGGGAUCGGUUUAUCUCUCGUUUCGAACCAUCCGUGUGAAGAACUCGCUUAUAUCAGCUUGGAAAACAUCGCUUUGGAGGGAAUUGCAACCGCGAAUGAGAGUUCUCUUCAUUUGAGCAUCGGAGAUUUACAAAUUGACAAUCAACUUUUUGAAACGACGUGUCCUGUGAUGUUAUAUACGGCAAAAAAUGGCAAUGACUCACCCACAAAACUCUCUGCGCUGCAAUUAGAUGUGAAAAUGUUGCCAUCUCCCAACAAAAAUGCCGUUAUUUUCGCCCUAUUUCGUGUCAAUUUGAAGCCCAUGUGCGUUUAUUUGGAAGAAAGGCUCCUUUUACGCCUCGCCGACUUCUUUGGAUUGGUCAAAUCCAGCCCAAGUCCCAUAAAUUUCCAAGAUGAGAGCGAUUAUGAGGCCCAGCAUGUUGUUACGAACGUUCUUGCAGCAAAUGCCACGCGAUAUUACUUCGGAGAUUUGCAAUUAAUGCCAACGCAGGUCCGUUUAAGUGUCUUAACCGCCUCAAAACUCCCGACAAAAUUGAGCGAAGUGAAAAAAGGACUCGGAUUGACACUGAUAAAGUUCGAAGAUGCCGUCAUUAGUUUCGAAAAGUUCGUUGAUCGACAUCAUUUUGAAACGUUGGAGGCUUAUAUCAACGCCAUCAAGUCUCAUUACAAGCAGGAACUCAAAUGGCAGGCUGCUACAAUCCUUGGGAGUGUUGAUUUUCUCGGAAAUCCUCUCGGAUUCGCGAAUGACCUGCAAGAAGGAUUUUCUGGAUUAAUUUUUGAGGGUUCUGUGAAGUCUUUAGUGAAAAAUGUCACACAUGGAAUUUCAAAUUCAACGGCAAAAUUAACUGAAACUUUAAGUGAUGGUUUGGGAAAAGUCGUGCUCGAUGAACAAUUCUCGGAAACGCGUCAACGAAUGCUCGAGGAUGCAUCUUCCAGCGGAAAUGCGUCGCGCGAUCACAUGGUUGCCGGUUUAAAAGGUCUUGGCUACGGAAUUCUCGGCGGCAUGACGUCAAUUGUCAAACACACGUAUCACGGCGCACAAAACGACGGCAUUCAAGGAUUUAUUUCCGGUUUAGGCAAAGGCAUCGUUGGAACAGUGACGAAACCCGUCAUCGGCGUGCUUGAUCUCGCAUCUGAAACAGCAAAUGCCGUCAAGGAAACCAGUAAAAGUUCAAAUCGGAUCUUACCGAAUCGGAAAAGGUUCCCUCGUUGCGUCACCGGAGCUCCGGGAGGUCUUUUACCGCCAUAUUCGUCACUUCAUGCAAAAGGACAACAACAUCUCUUCAUGAUAAAUCGACGAAAUUUCAACGAACAAUUUAUGGCGUACGAACCGUGCAUGUGCGACAAAAAAGAUUCGCAGUUGCGAUUACUUGUGUCGACAGAAAACGUGUGGAUUUUCUCAAAAACUGAGGAAGAAACGACAGUUGUGUGUUCCUAUCACUUGAGCGAAGUGGUUUCAUGUCAUCCGGUAUCUGUAACGCUGAAUCCCGAUAAUCCCAAGUCCAAAAAAGUGCAUUAUUACAUUGAAUUCUGCUUGACGAGCCCAUCGAAGAGUAUUACGCCAAAUGCGCAGGUGAAACGCCCACGUGUCAAAUGUCAGAGCGAGGAAAUGGCACAAAUAGCAUCGAGACAUAUAACUUACGCCCGCAGCGUUUACGAAGAACGCGAACAAACACUCACAACUGACUCAAUCAAUGACCAAUUCUAGAUGCAAACUCGAAAAAUCAUGAGAUUUAAAAAUUAAUAUUUUUUUUUUGAGAUAAGUUAUCACAUACUCUUAAUUUUUAAUAUAAAAAAAAUACAUAAUUAUAGCCAAUUUUUGUUCUCUAUAUGUUAAAAUUUCCUAAUUUAUUAUUUAAAAUUUAUUACAAAAAAAAGUCAAUUAAAAAAAAGUAUCCCAAAGACAAAAAAAAAUUAAUAGAAUAAUAAUUUACGAGUAUUAAAAAAAUUUUU